This is a messenger RNA of Aspergillus ochraceoroseus IBT 24754, 1311 nucleotides long. Its product is annotated as putative Hsc70 cochaperone (SGT). Gene Ontology annotation, cellular component: membrane; TRC complex. NCBI's taxonomy places the organism in Eukaryota, Fungi, Ascomycota, Eurotiomycetes, Eurotiales, Aspergillaceae. The transcript has 3 exons. Bases 97 to 1140 code for a protein of 347 amino acids. The record is from RefSeq and is a predicted model, not a curated record. Gene Ontology annotation, molecular function: protein binding; molecular adaptor activity. Gene Ontology annotation, biological process: post-translational protein targeting to endoplasmic reticulum membrane.
UCCCCCCCGCAUCGCAAAAUCCCCCCUCCCCAUCACAUCUUGCCAGCUAUACAGGAUCUUGAAGAAGUCGGACUGACGUCUUUGCUACCUUCAGUUAUGGCUCCGACAGAGUCCAAGAAGCGCCUUGCGCUCGCAAUCAUUGAUUUCCUCAACACCAGUGUGAAGGACGGCACUCUGACUGCAGAUGAUGCAGAGUCGAUCGAAAUUGCUCAAUCAUGCAUCGCCGAUACAUUCAAGGUCGACCCUUCCAACGAGGCUGCGAUGAAGGAAGCUCUGGGAGGACAGUCCCUGGCCAGCAUCUACAGUGUGUAUGAGAAGCUUCGAAACAAGCCUUCGGCCGGCAGCAGCUCCAGCGCUGGGUCUCAGGCCAAGGCCGAUGAAACUCAGAAGCCCCAGUCUGGUGCUCCCACCCCCGAAUCUGACAAGCUGAAGUCGGAGGGCAAUGCCGCCAUGGCUCGCAAGGAUUACAACGCCGCUCUCGAUCGGUAUACACAAGCCCUGGCUAUUGCUCCCGCUAACCCAAUCUACCUUUCCAACCGGGCUGCCGCUUAUUCUGCGUCUGGUCAGUCUGAAAAGGCAGCGGAGGAUGCGGAGCUCGCCACCAGUGUCGACCCCAAGUACUCUAAAGCCUGGAGCCGUCUGGGUCUCGCUCGGUUUGACAUGGCCGAUUACCACGGAGCGAAGGAAGCCUAUGAAAAGGGUAUUGAGGCAGAAGGCAAUGGUGGCAGUGACGCUAUGAAGAGGGGCCUUGAAACCUCUAAGAGAAAGAUUGAGGAGGCUAGCCGUGGGCCCGAGCCUCCUGCGGAUGAUGUCGACGAUGCGCUGGGUGCAUCCCGCGGUGCUGGUGGCAUGCCCGAUCUCUCUUCCCUCGCCGGCAUGCUCGGUGGAGGUAGAGGCGGCGGUGGUAUGCCCGAUCUUGGGUCUCUGAUGAGCAACCCGAUGUUUGCAAACAUGGCUCAGAACCUCAUGAGCAACCCUGAUAUGCUCAAUAAUCUCAUGAAUAACCCUCAAUUGAGGCAAAUGGCUGAGAACUUUGGCCAGGGCGGUGGAAUGCCGGAUAUGUCAAGCUUGAUGAGUGACCCGAACGUUGCGGAAAUGGCCCGUAAUAUUAUGGGCGGUGCCGGACGUGGUGGACAGUAAUGCGCUUGCAUCUUUUGGCCCUCCCUUUUACGCCCUUGCUGAUGCCUGGUUUUUUUUUAUUUUGAGUUUUGUCUUGGUAAAUAGGUAUUCAAGUAUGAUAAUGUUGAGAAGCGUAUAGACCGUAUUUUGUUUGGAAAGUUAAAAACAAAUAUGAACUCUGCCUCCCUUACU